Messenger RNA from Balearica regulorum gibbericeps (East African grey crowned-crane), 2511 nucleotides. The record is from RefSeq and is a predicted model, not a curated record. Lineage: Eukaryota; Metazoa; Chordata; Aves; Gruiformes; Gruidae.
UCCCUGCCGCCACACCAGCUGGGCGACCUCCGCGGCGCGGCCCCCCUUCACUUCCCCCACAUCUGCGCCCUGUGCGACAAGAAGAUCUUCGAUCUGAAGGACUGGGAUCAGCACGUUAAGGGAAGUCUUCACAUCCAAAAAUGUAUGGCUUUUUCAGAUAACACUGGUAUCCGAUGUGUGUUAAGCUCAGCAGAUGGAACAUUGCAUUUAUCGCCAAAUAAUGCAGCAGUUUUCAAUCCGUCUAGUAUCGAAGAUUAUCCACCAAAUGUCGGCUCAUCUUUUAUCACUACGUCAGCAAGAUCCUUUGGCCAGCCAGGUCCUACAUUUUCUUCUCCUCCAUCAGGGUUUCCCCAGAGGAAAUCCACGCUUGGUCGAGUUGUUCACAUCUGCAACCUCCCCGAAGGAAGCUGCACAGAGAAUGAUGUCAUUAACCUGGGCCUCCCGUUUGGGAAGGUCACCAACUAUAUCCUCAUGAAAUCCACUAAUCAGGCCUUUCUGGAAAUGGCUUACAGCGAAGCAGCACAAGCCAUGGUGCAGUACUACAAAGAAAAACCUGCUAUGAUAAAUGAUGAUAAGUUACUUAUUAGGAUGUCUAAAAGAUACAAGGAAUUGCAGCUGAAGAAACCAGGUAAGAACGUGGCUGCUAUCAUCCAGGACAUCCACUCGCAGAGGGAGAGGGACCUGCUGCGUGAAGUGGACAGGUAUGGCACGGAGAGGCCCCGCUCUCGCAGCCCCAUAAGCCGCUCCCUGUCGCCCCGAUCCCACACUCCCAGCUUUACUUCCUGCAGUUCACCCCACAGCCCGAUGGGGACCGGCAGGACCGACUGGGGAAAUGGGAGAGAGUCAUGGGAUCAGUCCCCGUAUUCUCGACGGGAAGAGGAAAGAGACAGCAGAGAAUGGCGAGAGAACGGGGACGAGAAAAGGGACAGGACUGACAUGUGGGUACACGAGAGGAAACAUUAUUCCCGACAGCUGGACAAGUUUGAUUUGGAUGAACGGAUUGAAGGAGGCAGAGGGCACAGAGAAAAAUAUUUAAGGAGUGGUUCCCCUGGCUCCCUUCACCCUUUAUCUGGCUACAAGAGCAGGGAAGAUGACUAUUACCGGAAAACCUCUAAGUCAAAAUCUGACAAGUUUCAAAGGCAGCUGCAGGAUUUACCUGGGAGAUCUAAGAGAAAGGAAGAGGCAAAGUUAAGGGAACGCAGGCAUUCUUACAGCGAGGACGCCACCAGGGAGGAGGCGGCUGAACAGAAGCAUAGCAAAGCAUCUGAGAGCUCCAGGCAAAAACAAAGUGAUAAGAAUAAGGUGAAGAAAGCUGAAAAAGACCAAGAGGAAGAUGCUGAUGCUGCUGAAGGCAGUGAUGUGAAGGAAACCAAACCUUCUGAGAAUGAGCUUGGAAAAGAGGAGCAAGUUCCAGAGAAGAGCUCACCCUCAGCUAAUAAACAAGGAAAAGAAUCUGGAGAGAUUCUGGAAAACACCAGAAAAGACAAGGACCGAGAGUGGGAGAGUGGAAGUGAGAUAGAAGGUGAGACCUGGUAUCCUGCUAACAUGGAGGAAUUAGUGACAGUAGAUGAAGUGGGAGAAGAUGAUUUAAUUAUGGAGCCAGAUAUAACUGAGCUUGAAGAAAUAGUACCAGUUGAUAAAAAAAAUAAAACUGCUUCAGAAAUGUGUCCCUGUAUGUCAACCAUGUUAGAACUGAAAAACGAUCACAGCCACUUACCUAGGAGUGAAGACAAAUUUGCCCAUAAAGCUUUAGAAACAAACUUCAGAUCAGCAAAGGUCAGUGUAGCUGCUAGUGGCUGUCAGGAUGAUGAUGAGGAUGAUGAUAAUGAUGAUGCUGUAACUGAAGCAUCAAGCCUAAAUCUGGACCCUGAGCAGAAACCAGAGGAAUUGCAAGAAGACCAAUCAUCUAAGGAGUCUGAUCCCCAGCAGAAGGAAGGAAAAAUUGAUAAGAGCUCUGACACUUGCUUAGAGCCUGAAGAUCACCAUAUACCUUCUGUUCAUCUGAAAGAAGAGACUCUCCAGCUCCCUGAUACAUUUAUAGAUGAUUACAAACAGAUGGGAUCACAAGGAGCUGAGAGCAGAGAAGUUAUGGAAAUGCUUGUUAAAAAUGCUAGUGAAGAAACACGACGUGGAAGCCAAGAGUGUCCAGAGGCCAAGGCAAAUUCUAGGUACCUGGAAAUGAGAUCUCUGGAAUACCCAGAGGUAGAGGCUAAAAGAAGGCACUCUCCACCAGGCUGGGAACAAGAGGAUGUCUUCACCGAACUCAGCAUUCCCCUGGGUGUGGAAUUUGUGGUGCCUAGAACCGGGUUUUACUGUAAGCUCUGUGGACUCUUCUACACAAAUGAAGAGACAGCAAAGACAAGUCACUGCAGAAGUACUGUUCACUACAAAAAUCUUCAGAAGUAUCUAUCCCAGCUUGCAGAAGAGAGUCUGAAAAUGAAGGAAGAAGGCAGCCAUCUGCCUCAGGAUGACACUGGCAUUGUUCCUCACUUUGCGAAGAAAAAACUAUGA